Messenger RNA from Fusarium oxysporum Fo47, 1569 nucleotides. RefSeq names its product ribose phosphate diphosphokinase subunit PRS5. The transcript has a single exon. Gene Ontology annotation, cellular component: cytoplasm; ribose phosphate diphosphokinase complex. Gene Ontology annotation, molecular function: ribose phosphate diphosphokinase activity; magnesium ion binding. Gene Ontology annotation, biological process: 5-phosphoribose 1-diphosphate biosynthetic process; purine nucleotide biosynthetic process. Bases 96 to 1481 code for a protein of 461 amino acids. The record is from RefSeq and is a predicted model, not a curated record. Lineage: Eukaryota; Fungi; Ascomycota; Sordariomycetes; Hypocreales; Nectriaceae.
UCCGCUUCCGUCCUUCGCCGCAUCAAAACUUUUUGCUCUUCUAGCCGACAGCAACCUUCACCUCUACCACAAACCGACACAACUUCACCUUCACCAUGGUGCGCAAUAUUGUUGUUCUGGGAGGCAACUCCCACCCGCAACUCACAGAAAAUGUCUGCCAAAUUCUUGGUGUUCCGGCAAGCAAUCGCAUUCUUGGAAAAUUCUCUGGCGGCGAGAGCCGUUGCGAAAUCAAGGACUCAGUUCGCGGCAAAGAUGUCUACAUCAUACAAUCUGGCUCCGGCAAUGUAAACGACAACCUCAUCGAUCUCUGUAUCAUGAUCUCAGCCUGCAAGACUGGCUCUGCGAAACGAGUCACCGCCGUUGUCCCACUCUUCCCUUAUUCGCGACAACCCGACUGGCCCUAUAACAAAGCCGGCGCACCUUUGUCGCAGAUCUCUGGUGCUUCCAAAGACUACACAUUUGAGAGUGUUCCUCCCACGCCUCGUCCAGGUGGCCCUAAGUCAGCUGGCCUGCCCAAUGGUGUCAACAACUUGACCGAGAAGCUCUCAAAAACAGCUCUCGCAAACGAGGGCGCGACAAAUGGUGCUAACGGCAAUAAUGGCGUCUUCAGCACUCCUCGUCGCUCAGACACCAUCUCGAGCAGCACCUCUGAGGCCCGUGGACACCACGCAGAGAACUCGACCUCUUCCCAGAGGAAUGCUUACACCACUCACGACUAUGAGAACCAGUCAAACAUCUCUGCUUUCCAGCCUAAGCCUGGUUACAAGCAGUGGAUCGCUCAGGCUGGUACUCUCGUUGCCGACUUGCUCACCUGCGCCGGUGCCGAUCAUAUUAUCACGAUGGACUUGCACGAUCCUCAGUAUCAGGGCUUCUUCGACAUUCCUGUCGAUAACCUGUACGGAAAGGCGCUACUCCAGAACUACAUCCAAUCUCAAAUUCCUAAUCACCACACCGCUGUCAUUGUGUCUCCCGAUGCUGGAGGUGCAAAGCGAGCUACUUUGAUUGCGGACAGUCUCAAGACUGACUUUGCUCUGAUUCACAAGGUAAUACCACAGAAUUCUGAUUUUGCUGCUUUUGAAAACUCAUGUCUUGCUACAAAGGAGCGACGGCCCAUUCGAUUUACCGAGCAUCGUAACGCCAGUAUGAUGCUAGUUGGAGAUGUGUCAAACCGCAUCUGCAUUCUAGUUGACGACAUUGUCGAUACUGGUAACACGAUCACGCGUGCUGCGAAGCUUCUGAAGAAGGAGGGCGCUACUCAAGUCUAUGCCCUCGUCACCCACGGUGUCUUCAGUGGCGACGCUAUCGCUCGCAUCAAUGCUUCUGCCAUUGACAAGAUGCUUGUAACCAACUCUGUUCCUCAAAACGAGCAUCGCCGUCUUUGCCCUAAGCUUGAGGUACUCGAUAUCUCGGCCGUUUUUGCUGAGGCUAUCCGUCGUGUUCAUCACGGCGAGUCUAUCAGCGUCCUUUUCCAGCACAACUAGAGUGCUGGAAGCGCACUUACGGUUUGUCAACAGGAUUUCAUCUACUCAAAUCAUAUGAGGGCUCGUUUCCUCAUGAAUAGCACCACGU